This is a messenger RNA of Triticum aestivum (bread wheat), 3174 nucleotides long. Its product is annotated as receptor kinase-like protein Xa21. The coding region runs from base 25 to 3174 and encodes 1049 amino acids. Gene Ontology annotation, biological process: protein phosphorylation. The transcript is spliced from 2 exons. Gene Ontology annotation, molecular function: protein kinase activity; protein binding; ATP binding. The record is from RefSeq and is a predicted model, not a curated record. Lineage: Eukaryota; Viridiplantae; Streptophyta; Magnoliopsida; Poales; Poaceae.
CUGGCAACCAUACCUGGAACCAGCAUGGGCAUGACCAUGGGGAUAAUGAGCUUCAUAUGGUCACUGGUAGUCGCUCUGAUGACCGCCACAGUGAGCGCUGGUGACGAGGCCGCGCUGCUUGCUUUCAAAGCGCAGGUCAGUGAUGCCGGCUCGCUGGCCUCCUGGAACAGCAGCGCCGGCUUCUGCAGCUGGGAAGGGGUGAUGUGCAGCCGCUGGAGGCCCUCAAGGGUGGUGGAGCUGAGCUUGGAUGGCAGGGGGCUCGCCGGAGCACUCUCCCCAGCCCUCGGGAACCUCUCGUUCCUGCGGACGCUCAACCUGAGCUUCAACCGGCUCCACGGGGAGAUUCCAGCGAGCCUCGGCCGCCUCCGCCGUCUGCUGAAGCUUGACUUGAGCGACAACUCCUUCUCUGGAAAAAUCCCUGUAAACCUGAGCUCCUGCAUCAGCAUGACCAAGCUGAGACUGCGCAACAACCAACUUGGCGGGCGCAUCCCGGCUGAGCUCGGCGAGAAGCUCACAUCCCUGGCAGUGAUCUCGCUGAGAAACAACAGCUUCACAGGGCUCAUCCCGCCGUCACUUGGCAAUCUGUCCCAUCUACAAUACCUCGAUCUCACCACUAACCAGCUCGUGGGCUCAAUCCCAUCAAGCCUCGGAAGCAACCACAACAUGCAGCAAUUCGGCAUCUCUAGAAACAACAUCUCCGGUAUGCUUCCACCUUCCCUAUACAACUGGUCAUCGCUGGAAGUAUUUUCGGUAGCAUUGAAUAUGUUGUACGGAAGCAUUCCAGAUGAUAUCGGAAGCAAGUUCGCCAAGCUGGAACAUCUGGGCUUAGGUGGUAAUCACUUCACAGGAACCAUCCCUUCCUCAAUAUCCAACAUAUCUUCCCUCGUAUUCCUUAACCUCGUGCAGAAUGGAUUUAGUGGGUAUGUGCCUCCCACAUUGGGGAAGCUGGGAGCUCUCCAACAUCUAAACUUGGGUGCAAAUAACCUCGAAGCAAAUGACAACAAGGGGUGGGAAUUCAUCACUUCUUUAGCAAACUGCAGCCAACUGCAGCUAUUGGUACUCGCCAGCAAUUAUUUUGGCGGACAACUACCAGGUUCAAUUGUGAACCUCUCAACGACUCUUGAGGGGUUAUACUUGAUGCAUAAUAGGAUCUUUGGGAGUAUCCCUGUAGACAUUGGCAAUUUGGUUGGUCUGCAAAUACUUGUCAUAGCAAAUACUUCCAUAGACGGAGUGAUUCCAGAGAGCAUUGGCAAGCUAGGGAACUUGAUCGAGCUAGGCUUGUACAACAAUAGCCUCUCUGGCUUCAUACCACCAUCACUAGGAAACCUUUCACGUUUGAAUAGUUUUUUUGCAAGUAUUGGCAACUUAGAGGGGCCAAUUCCGACAAGCCUGGGGGAGUUGAAAAAUCUCUAUGCACUUGAUUUGUCAAUGAAUUACCAUCUAAACGGUUCAAUACCGAGAGAGAUUUUCAAAUUACACGAUCUUUCUUAUAUUUUGGACUUGUCUUACAAUUCCCUUUCUGGACCUCUUCCUAAUGAAGUUGGUAGUUUAUCAAAUCUCAACCAACUAGCUCUAUCAGGAAACCAGUUGUCCGGCAAGAUACCCGACAGUCUUCAGAAUUGCAUAGUAUUGGAACUGCUAUCAUUAGACAACAAUUCAUUUGAAGGAAGCAUACCUCAAUCACUGAAAAAUAUAAAGGGGCUCAGGGGAUUGAACCUGACCAUGAAUAAAUUAUCUGGUAAUAUUCCUGAUGCCCUUGGUAGCAUCGGAAAUCUGCAAGAGCUGUACCUAGCACACAACAACUUGUCAGGGUCAAUCCCAGAAAUUCUACGGAAUUUGAAAUCAUUGUUGAAACUGGAUGUAUCCUUCAACAAUUUGCAAGGUGAGGUACCAAAUGAAGGUGUUUUCAGAAACAUCACUUACUUAGAAGUUGCUGGGAAUAUCAAAUUGUGUGGUGGUACACCUCAACUUCAUUUGGCUCCAUGCUCCACCAGAAAGAACAAAAAAAAGAUGCCAAAGAAUCUUGUAAUUUAUGUAGUGGCAGCUGGAGCAAUCUUGUUCUCACUUUCGAUUGUUCUUCUUGUUUGGAUACUUUGCAAGAAGCUCAAACCAAGCAAAAAAACAUUAGCACAAAAUUCAGCUGAUGACCAUUACAAGAGAAUACCCUAUCAUGCAUUGUUGAGAGGAACUAACGAGUUUGCGGAAGCCAACUUGCUUGGCAGAGGAAGUUAUGGUGCGGUCUAUAAGUGUGUUUUGGACUUUGAAAAAAGAACAUUGGCGGUCAAGGUGUUCAAUCUUGGUGAAUCCAGGUAUUCCAAGAGUUUUGAGGCUGAGUGUGAGUCCAUGAGAAGAAUACGACACAGGUGCCUCAUUAAGAUCAUUACUUCUUGUUCGAGCCUCAACCACCAAGGUCAAGAGUUUAAGGCAUUGGUUUUUGAGUUUAUGCCCAAUGGUAACUUGGAUGGCUGGCUUCAUCCAAAACCUCAAGAGCCCAGUACAGACAACACUCUCAGCCUUGCCCAGAGGCUUGAUAUUGCUGUCAAUAUUGUAGACGCGGUAGAAUAUCUGCACAACUACUGUCAACCACUGGUGAUCCAUUGUGAUCUUAAGCCAAGCAACAUUCUUCUUGCUGAAGACAUGAGCGCACGAGUUGGAGACUUUGGCAUAUCAAGGAUCCUUAAAGAAAAUACAAGUGAGGGGAUGCAAACUUCAUACAGCUCAACUGGAAUCAGAGGUUCCAUAGGCUAUGUUGCACCAGAGUAUGGAGAAGGCUCUGCAGUCUCAACCGCUGGUGAUAUUUAUAGUCUUGGCAUAUUGCUGCUUGAGAUGUUUACGGGAAGGAGCCCAACAGAAGGCAUGUUCAGAGAUUCAUUGGAUCUGCAUAAGUUUGCUGAGGACGCUCUUCCAGAUAGAACCUUGGAGAUAGCUGACCCCACAAUGUGGUUGCACAGCGGACAACAGAAUAACAAUACAAGUAUUAGAAUCCAGGAGUUAUUGGUUUCGGUCUUGAGGCUUGGCAUAUCCUGCUCAAAGCAACAUCCUCGACACCGAGCACGGACGAAAGAUGCAACAGGGGAGAUGCACGCAAUCAGAGAUGCGUACCUCAAGUUCAUAGGGGAGCAUGAAGCAGAACGAGAAGCCUCGACUCGGGAAAUCAAGAAAGGUGUUGCAUAA